Messenger RNA from Perkinsus marinus ATCC 50983, 228 nucleotides. RefSeq lists its product as hypothetical. The coding region runs from base 1 to 228 and encodes 75 amino acids. The transcript has 2 exons. Lineage: Eukaryota; Perkinsozoa; Perkinsida; Perkinsidae. The record is from RefSeq and is a predicted model, not a curated record.
AUGCUCUACAAGUUUGAUACUCAGGUUACAUGCACUCAAAGAUCUCCUCAAGUGGCCCUUGAGAAGGCAACCGAAAGCACUGUUGGGCCCCAGGUCCUAUGCGCCGAUAUGCCGGAUAGAAAAGUCGCUGAUGGUGGGGCUCCGGUCAACUUCACAGCCAUCGCUGAAGAAAGGUCUCAACGCCUUUGGAUUCACAUGACUAAGGAUGCCGCAGUGGUGCAUGCAUGA